AUGCCUUCAUCAUCAGCAGCAGUGACCCCAGUCGUAGAGGAGAGAAUCUCAUCCCUUUUGGAGACCGCCCUGUCCUCAGUAGAAGCAGCCAAGGAGUUCUAUGCCUUCGUCAUGUCCGGCGAGGUCAGGGAUGAAACCUUCAGUGAAAGGGUUUACAAAUCUUUGCGGAAUUUCAUGUUGGCGUUGUUAUCGAUCAAGGAGCCCGCGAGAUAUACGGACCUUGUACCGCUUCACUACUGCCGGGCCGCACUAAUAGCCGUACUCGACUGCCCUGAAUGCGUCUAUGUUGCGCUAGCCUCCCAUCUGGACAGUGCAGUGCUUAUAGCACUGGUCAAGCGCUGCAGUGGCUCUGCCAGUACAGAGGCUAAGGAAUCCAUGCUCGUUGCUACUGUGGAUAUGGACACUAGAAAGACUGACCCGAUACCAUCCCAUGGUGGCGAUGCUUGGUUUGUCGAGUCUCUUCUCCAUCGCUUGUACGAGAAAUGCCCAUCCCUUCGUCCUCAACUACGACUACUUGUUGGUGAGGAGCUCGUCGCCUUUGUCCAGUGCCCUCAGAAGAAUGCGGACAUCAAACCCUUGGUGUCCCUUUUGGGUCGAAUCAUUGGAGGCUUCCAAACUCCACUCAACUCUACUCACCUCAGCCUGCUCUACAAUGUCAUACUGCCUCUCCACAUGCCCAAUGGGUUCGCCUCUUGGGACAGGCAAACACCUCUCCUUAAAGGGUACCAUCGAGAGCUUACUCAAUGUGUAGUCAUCUACCUCGAUAAGCAACCCGAAUUAUUCCCGAAGAUCAUGGAUGGUGUUUUCACGGCACUCCCACCGCCGGCCCGAGGGAAUACCGCCAAGGAGCUUCUCCUCCUCGCAGAAAUCGCGCGACUUCUACAAGGCGUCAGUGUUGAUAAUUUCAACAAGAUUGAUAAGCAGCUGCGCACGGUGGUAAAGAAUCGUGUAAGGGUUAAUAAAAUGAUAGCCAACGUCCUCGCGGAGUUGGAGAGGGUGAAUCCAUCAGCAUUCCAGAAAGCAGCAACUGCCACCGUCCAAGCAGCCCGCGAAGCGAAACGGCAGAGUGAAAAAGACGAGGCAACACGGAGGGCUGUAGAGGCGAGGCUUAAGGGAAAUCGAGUUCCCGUGCCCUCAGCAGUGCCGAAGCCUCCGAGCCUCGCCCAAAUGUCCUCGAUCGGCCGCUCGCGUGGUAGCGGGAGUCAACCUCCUGUAACUAUUACUGGAGUGGCGCCAUGGGGACCCGAACCCAAGGCUCGAGCUCCGCCCAAGGAGGACGAUGUUCUCGAUGGGGAUAGUGAUCCUGUGACUGUCCUUCACCGUUUUUGUGAGAACUGCGAGCCUCACGAGGGGGCUCAAAAAGAGAAGGUUUGGGAAGAAGCUCUCACAGCGCCGAGCCCGACCAUUCUGACCACUCUCAAGUUUCACCAGAUGGUCCGGGCGCGCGAGAUAGGGAGCGGAGCCUUCUCGACGGUUUUGCUAUAUUUGGUGACACAGAAGGGUAAGGUUCGCUCGGAGUGGCCCGAAUAUGCUGUUAAAGUAAUUCAUCCCGACAUACUGGCCAAAUACAGUCAGAACAUUUCAAGAGAGAUCGCCAUUCUUCGCCUGAUGCCCCAUCCAGGCAUAACCCGUCUGGUGUCCGCUUUCAUGUACCACAAUGAGUGCUAUCUAGUACUUGAAUAUGCUGCCAAUGGUGAUAUGUUUGACUACCUCCAGGCCCACCCGUCGGGGCUCAGUGAGGGCGAGGCAAAGAGAGCCCUUGGGGAAGUACUUGCCGCUCUGGACAGCAUUCAUCAGCAGGGUUUCGUUUACGUUGAUAUGAAGCCAGAGAAUAUAGUCAUCACGUCUACGAGACACAUAAAGUUGACGGACUUCGGGGGCGCGAGGCCGUAUACGACACAGGCAGAAAGAGAAGUUGAGAAGAGUCGUCACGCUGUUCAAGAGCUCCGCAGCGGCGACUGGAGAUAUGAUGGUACUUUUCACAACUUCCAGAUUUACAUGGCCCCUGAGCUUCUCCGAGGACGGUAUCCGAGCGUCGCCUCUGAUAUGUGGGCAUAUGGUGUUGUGAUGUACCAAUUACUGACUGGGAGACCUCCUGAAUGGGCCGAUGCUGCAGCAGAGUCGGAGAUAGAAGACAAGUACACUAUGAUGAUGUCAAUCCCAAAGCUUAAUCAUUCAUCACUUAGAAUUGACUUGAUAAAGAAACUAUUGAAUCCAAACCCUGAUCUUCGCCCCACUAUUGAAGAGGUUAUGAGCCAUCCGUGGUUCGAAGGUAUGAAUGUCGGUGAUUUGUACCUGCAACCUGUUCCUGAAGGCUUCUUCUCACCAGUGGAGAAGGCUCAAACUGAGGUUGACAGUAGAUGGUCUAAGAGGCAGCUAUCGAAGGUGUGGAGUGCCCAGCCUAAUCCACAGGAUUAUAGAUUCGACCAACAGCCUGCGACCAAUUCUGCAGGGAUCCCCACCACUCCCAUUGUUGAAUCCGAGGAACGCGGGAGUCCGUUUCUGCACGCUAAGACCCGUGGAAUGCCGCCUGUACAUCCCCUAUGA
This is a messenger RNA of Perkinsus marinus ATCC 50983, 2547 nucleotides long. Its product is annotated as serine/threonine protein kinase, putative. Lineage: Eukaryota; Perkinsozoa; Perkinsida; Perkinsidae. Gene Ontology annotation, molecular function: ATP binding; protein serine/threonine kinase activity; protein phosphatase regulator activity. The transcript is spliced from 20 exons. The record is from RefSeq and is a predicted model, not a curated record. Gene Ontology annotation, biological process: peptidyl-serine phosphorylation; intracellular signal transduction. Gene Ontology annotation, cellular component: protein phosphatase type 2A complex. The coding region runs from base 1 to 2547 and encodes 848 amino acids.